Ylistrum balloti is the source of this 1683-nucleotide messenger RNA. Its product is annotated as actin-like protein 6B. Gene Ontology annotation, biological process: regulation of transcription by RNA polymerase II; nervous system development. Gene Ontology annotation, molecular function: chromatin binding. Gene Ontology annotation, cellular component: SWI/SNF complex; NuA4 histone acetyltransferase complex. The record is from RefSeq and is a predicted model, not a curated record. The transcript is spliced from 14 exons. Bases 48 to 1328 code for a protein of 426 amino acids. Lineage: Eukaryota; Metazoa; Mollusca; Bivalvia; Pectinida; Pectinidae.
UCUUUGUUUCGUCGGUAAUAAAUCGCGAUUAAAACUAUAUUUACAAAAUGAGUGGAGGAGUUUAUGGAGGAGAUGAGGUUGGAGCAUUGGUUUUUGAUAUAGGCUCCUAUUCUGUUCGGGCUGGAUAUGCAGGAGAAGAUUCCCCAAAGGCUGAGAUACCUACACAUGUAGGUGUUAUAGAGGACCUUGAGGCUGCCAUGGAAACAGAAGAUAAAGAGAUCAAACAGGCAGAUAAAAAGUACUACAUUGACACCACUAUGUUGAAAGUGCCACGUAAAGGGAUGGAAAUCAGCAGUUUCCUCAAGGAUGGCAUGAUUGACAACUGGGAGAUUUUUGAGAAGGUGAUGGACUACACAUACUCUAAGAACAUCAAAUCUGAAGCCAACAUGCACCCUGUGAUGAUGUCAGAACCGGCAUGGAAUAGCCGAGGAAAAAGAGAACGCCUGACAGAAAUUAUGUUUGAAACUUACAAUGUUCCUGCUUUCUUCUUGUGUAAAAAUGCAGUUUUAUCAGCAUUUGCAAAUGGAAGAUCUACGGGUCUGGUAUUGGAUAGUGGUGCAACACACACAACAGCUGUUCCAGUGUAUGAUGGCUAUGUCAUAGGUCAAGCCAUCGUGAAGUCACCAUUGGCAGGCGACUUUAUAUCUCUGGAGUGUAAGAAACUGAUGGAGGAGCUAGAAAUUGAUGUUAUACCACCAUACAUGAUACAGAACAAGGAACCUGUAUCUUUAAUGGAGGAUGCCAAAUGGAAAAAGAAGGAUAUUCCAGAAGUCACAAAGUCUUUCCAUAACUACAUGGUCAAGGAUGUAUUACAAGACUUUGCUGCCUCAGCCCUUCAGGUGAUGGACACUCCAUAUGAUAACAGCACGGCUGAGACAAUGCCAACAGUGCUGUAUGAAUUCCCUAAUGGCUACAACCAAGACUUCGGAGCAGAGAAGUUCAGAUUACCUGAAGGCCUUUUCGACCCCUCAGUGAUAAAGGACUUGCCAAGUGGAAACACCAUGUUGAGUGCAGGACAUGUUGUGACCACCAGUGUUGGAAUGUGUGAUAUUGAUAUACGACCAAGCCUGUACAGCAGUGUAAUCGUUGUGGGAGGUAACAGUCUUAUCUCUGGAUUCACAGAACGACUCAACCGUGAUCUCGGUACCAAGACACCACCUAGCAUGAGACUGAAGAUUAUAUCUGCCACCGGUACCGCGGAGAGACGAUUCAGCAGUUGGAUUGGAGGAUCAAUUCUAGCAUCUUUGGGCUCCUUCCAGCAGAUGUGGAUAUCUAAGCAGGAGUAUGAAGAGGGAGGUCGUAGCUGUGUGGAACGCAAGUGUCCUUGAUGGCAAGGUCAAGGUCAAUUUGGUUGUUAAAUGUUAUGUAGAAAUCAGAUCCAGGAACAAAAAUUCUGUCCAAAAGACUGUCUUUUCUUCUGGUAACUAUAAUGGAAGCUGUGUUCUGAAAGUUCUCUCUGUGCUUCUUUACAUACUAUUGAAAUAUAAUUCAUGGUGCUACAUAGUACUUAGGUCUUGGAAAAUAUUUCUUCCUUAGGAAAAAUACUUAAAAUGUGUUCAAAUCUUCAUUCCUAUGAAUUUCUACCACGAUAAUUUAUACCAUUUGUAUACAUCAAUUUUUAUUCCCAUGAAAAUGUUAUGAAAAUUUUUUUUUUCAUAAUUGAUGAACAUUCUCUAUGAAAAU